CCCGCCGGCCCCGGUGAGCGCGAUAUUAAUAAAGCAGCGGAAAGAAGAAAUAUGAAUAAGCCUCCCUCAAGGUCCAGCCCAGCACGAAGAGAGAACUAUGGAUUCGGAGAGAGAGACGCGAGGCGCGAGCGCUCUCCUGUGCGGGGCAGUCCACGGAGAGAACCCAGAGAUGGCAGAAAUGGCCGAGAUUCCAGGGAUGUGCGAGACCUUCGAGGGAGAGACAUGCGUGAUGCCAGAGACCAGAGAGAUCCCAGAGACUUCCGAGACCCUCAAGAGCUGAGAGACCCCAGAGACCUGAGGGACCCCCGGGACUUGAGAGAAUCCCGCGAGCCACUGUAUGAGCGCUACAGGGAUGGCCGGGAGCCUCCACCCAGGCGAGAGGAGGGCUAUGAUCGCUACGCACGCAGCGAGGACUAUUACCGACGGAGGGAUGACCCGUACUUUGACCGUUACCACUUGGACAGGCCCCCCCUGAGUGCUGAAGAGCGCAUGAAGCGAGAGGAACGGCGCCGGGAGGAUCUGUACCGCCAGUUCUUCGAGGACAUCAAGCGGCGCAUUGAUGCGGAGCGGCCUGUGGACUGUUCUGUGAUUGUGGUCAACAAACAGACCAAGGACUAUGCGGAGUCCGUGGGGCGGAAGGUGCGAGACCUUGGCAUGAUGGUAGACCUCAUCUUCCUCAACUCGGAGAUGUCUCUGCAGCAGGCGCUGGACGAUGUGAGCCGAGGGGGGUCUCCUUUCGCCAUUGUCAUCACCCAGCAGCACCAAGUCCACCACUCUUGCACGGUCAACAUCAUGUUCGGCACACCGCAAGAGCACCGCAACAUGCCUCAGGCGGAUGCCAUGGUCCUCGUGGCCAGGAACUACGAGCGCUACAAGACUGAGAUCCGGGAGAAGGAGCGCGAAGAGAUAGCGCGGCAAGCUGCCAAGAUGGCUGACGAGACCAUUCUGCAGGAGCGAGAGCGCCCCUCACCUGUUGAGGAGGGGGCCCGAGGGAGCCACCCGCCAGGCAUCCAGUCUCUCCUCAACUUGCUGGCGGAUAACCGCUAUUUGACCGCAGAAGAGACCGACAAGAUCAUUAACUACCUGCGAGAGCGCAAGGAGCGGCAGCUGCGAGCCAGCACGGAUCCUCUGUCCGCUUCCCUUCCCAGGCAAACCCUUGGGGCAUCGUCGGGGUCCUCGCUGUCCACCCCAGCCAACCUGCCAAGCUCCCAGGCUCAUCAGAGCGCCCAGCCUCUGCCACAGCCCGCCUCGGCCACAGUGGCUUCGAAUUCCCAGCAGGAGCUGCAGGCCAAGAUCCUGAGUCUCUUUAACAGUGGGGCGGCCGCUGCCGCCGCAGCUGCUGCCGCCAACAGCAGCUCCGCCAUGGGCGGCACUCAGAGUCAAAGCUUUCCGCCCAGCUCUGGCGCACCAAGCCGGGCUGCGCAGCUCAGUUCCGCCGGCUUAGGCCAGUCCCAGCAGCGGGCCCAAGGCCAGGGCCCCCAGUUUCCAAACCAUCCGGGCCCUGCCAGGAAUGCCGGCCCCCGGGCGGCAGCUCCACAGUCCCAGCCGCUGUACCAGAACCGGCCGCCUGCCCCGGGCAACGCGUCAGCCCAGCGGGCAGCACCUUCCUCUGGGAUCAACUUUGACAAUCCCAGUGUGCAGAAGGCCCUGGACACGUUGAUCCAGAGUGGCCCGGCCCUCUCCCACCUGGUGAGCCAGACAGUGGGCCAGAUGCGGGCAGUGCCUCCUGCCCAGCAGCCCAUGGGCUCCUACCAGCGGCAUUACUGA
Euleptes europaea (tarantolino) is the source of this 1767-nucleotide messenger RNA. RefSeq names its product nuclear receptor coactivator 5 (gene NCOA5). The transcript is spliced from 8 exons. Gene Ontology annotation, cellular component: nucleoplasm. The coding region runs from base 52 to 1767 and encodes 571 amino acids. Lineage: Eukaryota; Metazoa; Chordata; Lepidosauria; Squamata; Sphaerodactylidae. The record is from RefSeq and is a predicted model, not a curated record. Gene Ontology annotation, biological process: regulation of signal transduction.